Nycticebus coucang (slow loris) is the source of this 777-nucleotide messenger RNA. RefSeq names its product chromosome 22 C1orf50 homolog (gene C22H1orf50). The coding region runs from base 39 to 638 and encodes 199 amino acids. The transcript is spliced from 5 exons. NCBI's taxonomy places the organism in Eukaryota, Metazoa, Chordata, Mammalia, Primates, Lorisidae. The record is from RefSeq and is a predicted model, not a curated record.
UGGCACGGCCCUGGUAGUCAGCCGGAGUGGGUUCUGUCAUGGAGGGCGCUGCAGUCUCAGGGCAGACGGAGGGGCUCCCCGAAAGGCAAGGAAUGCAGUCAGCUGCAGGACCAGGAGGAGCCCUGGUGGAACGCUCCCCAUCCCCCGGCGGUUUGGCCCUGGUGAGCCCCUACCACACCCACCGGGCCGGGGACCCUUUAGACCUCGUGGUGCUCGCAGAGCAGGUGCAGAAGGCUGAUGAAUUUAUCCGAGCAAAUGCUACUAACAAGCUGACAGUCAUAGCAGAGCAAAUCCAACAUUUGCAAGAACAAGCUAGGAAGGUAUUGGAAGAUGCCCGCAGAGAUGCUGACUUACACCACGUAGCUUGUAAUAUGGUAAAAAAACCUGGGAACAUCUACUACCUUUAUAAACGGGAGAGUGGUCAGCAAUAUUUUUCCCUUAUUUCUCCAAAGGAGUGGGGAACACGUUGUCCACAUGACUUCUGUGGUGCCUAUAAGCUACAGCAUGACUUAUCCUGGACUCCAUAUGAGGACAUUGAGAAGCAAGAUGCUAAAAUCAGCAUGAUGGACAAGUUGCUGAGCCAAUCAGUGGCCCUGCCUCCAUGCACUGAACCCAACUUCCAGGGACUGACCCACUAAGUGAGUGCUGACGUCCAGCUCUCACAAGGACCUGACUGCCACCUCCUCCUUGCCCCAUUGUUGCCUUGAUGGGAGGUGUCCUGAGAAUUGAGGGUGUUUAGGUGAAUCACGAACUUCUUAGAAAGAGACCCUGUGUAAA